GAAGCGCAGUAGUGCCAUUGGAGUGAGUCAUCGCGCAGAAAGGUGGACGCGCAGAGCGAGCAGGAGGGCAGAAAGAGGAAAAAAGAGAAAAAGGACGCGCAUCUGAAAAGGUGAAGGUAGCGCUGUCGCUCCUUUGAGUCAUAUCGCCAAAAACGGGACAAAAACAGGGACGAAACCUGCGCCGAGUUUCAUUUACAGAAAGAGUACUCCGGGAGCAGCAGCAGCGCCUCCCCGGGCCAGCAGGACUCCUUCCCCAGCGGGAGCCCCCUCUCAGCCUCCAGCUACCAGAAGUACAGAGUCGACAUGCCUGGCUCUAGUAGUGCCUUUAUUCCCACCAUUAACGCCAUAACCACCAGCCAGGACCUGCAGUGGAUGGUCCAGCCCACAGUCAUCACCUCCAUGUCCAACCCAUACUCACGCUCACACCCGUACGGCCUGCCUGUGUCCAGCGGCCCCGGACUCCUCGGCCACACCGCCCUCGCACGACCUGGGGUCAUCCGCUCCAUCGGUGACGCUCGCGGACGACGCAAAAGAGAUGAGCAGCUGACGCCAGAGGAAGAGGAAAAAAGGAGAGUGAGACGAGAGAGGAACAAGCUGGCUGCGGCUAAGUGCCGAAAUCGGAGGAGAGAGCUGACCGAGAUGCUGCAAGGGGAGACUGAAAAGUUGGAGGAGGAGAAAGCUGACCUACAGAAAGAGAUUGAGACACUGCAGAAGGAGAAGGACAAGCUGGAGUUCAUGCUGGUGGCCCACAACCCGGUCUGCAAGCUGCCUCCAGACGAACGCCACCAGGGGUCACUUCCCCAGCAGUGCACCCCUCUCCCCUUGACCAUGCGCCCUGGCCUGGGCUCACGGGGCCCGCUCAACACCCUGAGCCCGGUGGUGGUGAAGCAGGAGCCCAUGGAGGAUGACUACGAGGAAGACGAGAGCAAAAGCCAGCACUCGGUCAUCAAGCCCAUCUGCCUGGGCGGGGGCGCAUACUGCUCUGACGGCGACAGCCUAAACACUCCCGUGGUGGCCGCGUCCACUCCGGUGUCCACCCCCAGCAACCCCAGCCUCAUCUUCACCUACCCCAGCAUGCUGGAACCCGAAAGCCCCUCGCCAUCUUCAGAGUCUUGCUCCAAAGCCCACCGGCGCAGCAGCAGCAGUGGAGACCAGUCGUCAGACUCGCUCAACUCGCCCACCCUGCUGGCUCUCUGAGUCGCAGCCCAGCCGCACUCUUUCAUCCCCAGCUGGGAACCGUCCCAGGACCUCAUCUCUACAAAGCCGAGAACCCUCAAGGGCUAGUUUGCUCGUUUUAUUUAAAAUGUCUCAGAAGGGAUUUUUUUUUCCGUUUGUUUUGUUUAUGUGUUUGUGAGAAUCAAACAUUUUCACCCACGACGACAAAGAACAACAAGGCUGGACUGGAAUUGAGACCAGAAUUGAGACUUAACACAAGAACGAAGAGGAGACCUUUGGUUUUCCUCUGAUCGCGCUCGCCGUGUUCGGUCGCGAGCAUUCGAUAACACCAUUCGAAAAAGUGUUUUUCCCAUCGUUUGGGAAAAGACAGGGACAGCGAAAAGGGGUUGGGGAAGCCCCCGUUCGGUACAGUCUGGGAUCGGACACUACAGAGUUAGGUGGACGUCCUCAACAAACCAGCUUGACAUUUACAUUGACUGCCCUUUGUAUUUAUGACCUAUGUGAAUAUAUUGUCCGGUUGUAUAUUGUGUCCUGCUGUUUAAAACAUGUCAAGGGUUCACUGGAUGAGCCUCAGUGUCUCAAAGAGAAAGAAACAAACGUGUAUUAUUAAAGGCUGACCUCUUCGACUUUAUCAAUACCUGGCACAGGAACCAUGGUAAUGUUGCAAACUUUUACAUUAUUUUUGCUAUGUAUAUUAAAAAGAAAAAAAGAAACACUUCACUGAAUUUAUUGUCAGGGAUUUUUGUCUGUGUGAGUGAGCCACACAAGCAUUACUAAAAGCAAUUGCACACAGCGUACAAAACAUGUCAGAACACAGGGGUAUGUACCUGAGGACAAACUCUAGCCAUAUUAGGUUCAGCCUCCAACCCUUUACAAGGCAAUACUGCUUUCUAUUGGGCAGACACUGUGGUAUUAAAAUGGAAAUAAUGAUUAUGACUAUGUAUUACUUUUCUAACGUACUUUCACGGCUUGAUCGAUAGAUGUCGUUUUUUGCAGACUUGUAGAGUUUGAAGCCAAAUGGACACCCUCAAACACUGGGCGAGCCUCAACCGCCAGACAUGGGACCAGAUGCACUUUGUUACUGAUCACAAAAAAAAAAACAGCGGCAUUCCUUUUACAGUCGAACGUAGAAAGAACGAGCUGAAUGCCUGCCAGGAAUCACGGACGUGAUGCUGAGACACUUCUAAUUUCUUGCUAGUGCGAAGAACUGAUAUCAGUUGCAAUAUUUCUGAACUGUUUACUUCAAACAUUCCUUUGGGAAGCGGACGGGAUAGUGCUGUAUCGGAGAGCGCUGUCAUCUUUGCCAGACCAAAGCGGAAUAAUGCUGGGGUAGAUCUGAAGGAAUCUUCUUUGUUGCUUAUUUAUGUUGGGAAUUUUUCAAGGCCACCAAGGAUCUGGAAGAGAAUUACGAUUUUUCUAAUGAACGAGAGAGAAUAAAGGAAUAUAGUGGAGAAAAUCAGUUGAAUACCAAAAAAAAAAACAAAGUGCGUGACGACUUGAGUUGUAACCAGUCUGUCUGUCAGUCUUUG
Messenger RNA from Colossoma macropomum (tambaqui), 2705 nucleotides. RefSeq names its product FOS like 2, AP-1 transcription factor subunit (gene fosl2). NCBI's taxonomy places the organism in Eukaryota, Metazoa, Chordata, Actinopteri, Characiformes, Serrasalmidae. The record is from RefSeq and is a predicted model, not a curated record. Bases 304 to 1197 code for a protein of 297 amino acids. Gene Ontology annotation, cellular component: nucleus. Gene Ontology annotation, molecular function: RNA polymerase II cis-regulatory region sequence-specific DNA binding; DNA-binding transcription factor activity, RNA polymerase II-specific. The transcript is spliced from 5 exons. Gene Ontology annotation, biological process: regulation of transcription by RNA polymerase II.